Nestor notabilis (Kea) is the source of this 1012-nucleotide messenger RNA. Its product is annotated as follistatin-related protein 5-like. The record is from RefSeq and is a predicted model, not a curated record. Gene Ontology annotation, biological process: regulation of BMP signaling pathway; multicellular organism development; cell differentiation. Lineage: Eukaryota; Metazoa; Chordata; Aves; Psittaciformes; Psittacidae. Gene Ontology annotation, molecular function: calcium ion binding; protein binding. The transcript is spliced from 7 exons. The annotation marks the transcript as partial.
AUGUUUAUGCAGUGGUCAGCUGUUUUACUUCUUGGAUGUAUUUUGCUGGGAACAGACGGGUGGCCAGCCAAGGAAGGAUACGACUUUCGGCCUUAUCAGCCCCUAGUAAGAUUACGCCACAAGCAGGAAAAGAAUCAGGAAAGCUCAAGAAAUAAAGGGUAUAUGGGUCAAGACGGCCAUUUUGGAUCAUGUGAGAACAAGUACUGCGGCUUGGGUAGGCACUGCGUUGUGAAUGGGGAGACUGGCCAAGCUGAGUGUGUGUGCAUGGAGCACUGCAAACCACAUUACAAGCCUGUGUGCGGUUCUGACGGAGAAUUCUAUGAAAACCAUUGCGAAGUGCACAGGGCUGCUUGUCUAAAAAAGCAAAAGGUCACCAUUAUACACAACGAAGAUUGCUUCUUCAAAGGGGAUAAAUGCAAACCUACUGAAUACGCCCAAGUGAAAAAUAUGUUACUGGAUCUACAGAGUCGGAGAUACAUUGCACCGUCAGAAGAUAAAGUUGUUGAUGAGAAAAUGGCUUUAAAGAAACUUCUUGUAGAUCAGAUGUUUCAUUAUUUUGAUUCAGACAACAGUGGACUUGUGGACACUAAUGAAUUAUCUCAGGUAAUAAAACGGGAUGAGCUUGGCAAGGAUCUGUCUGACUGCUCUCUGUUUGAUUUGCUGAAAUAUGAUGAUUAUAAUGGUGACAAGCACCUAGCUCUGGAAGAAUUCUAUAGAGCUUUUCAAGUAGUUCAGCUGAGUCUGCCUGAAGAUCAAAAACUAAGCACAACUGCAGCAACAGUGGGACAAAGUGUGGUCUUAAGCUGUGCCAUCCAGGGAACUCUGAGACCUCCCAUCCUCUGGAAGAGGAACAAUUUUGUUCUGAAUAGCUUAGAUUUGGAAGAUAUCAAUGAUUUUGGAGAUGAUGGGUCCUUGUACAUUACUAAGGUUACCACAACUCAUAUGGGAAAUUACACCUGCUAUGCUGAUGGCUAUGAUAAGCUCUAUCAAACUCAUAUUCUCCAAGUGAAUG